This is a messenger RNA of Adineta ricciae, 4932 nucleotides long. Lineage: Eukaryota; Metazoa; Rotifera; Eurotatoria; Adinetida; Adinetidae. The record is from the annotation of a GenBank genome assembly.
AUGGCUGAAUUUGGUGAUUCAUGUUGUGUGCCAUCAACAAUGGUAGUACAAUUAACAAAACCUGAUAAAAAUAAUAAUACAACGGCUAAUGUUGAUGAUGGUAUCAUUCUACCAUCUGAACAAUGUGAUGGUAUUGAGGAUGGAGUAGAUGAGAAAUCUGAAUGUACUGGUGAUAGCGACGAUCGUCGUCUUUCCUCCGGUGCUGAUGACGAUGGAGUGAAUCCUACUAAUUCUAAAACUAAUCAUGCAAUUGAGAUAAUAACAGUUGCCUCUUCGACAUCAUCAUCGUCAAAUAACGAAAGUGAAGUGACCAUAAAUCAUGAUGCAACUACUAAUAAUACCAAUACAUCUACGAAUAAUAUUUGUACAACUGAUCCAUAUAAAGAUUUUUCCGGUGUCGAUACUGAAUCUUUCAUUGCAACAACAUUAAGAAAUAAUCCCAAAGAUCGAACAUUACUUUUGCAACUCGAAACAGUUCUUCAACAAUUCAUUCAAAAUGACGAACAAACAUCGCAUCAAUUUCAAGCAAUGAAUUCAUAUGAACGCAUGAUUGUUCACCGCGUAGCAGCAUUCUUUGGCCUCGAUCAUAAUGUUGAUAAAAAUGGACAAGCUGUUGUUGUGACAAAAACAUCGAACACUCGAAUCCCUAAUUUUUCAUUUCAAAAAUGCAUUCCAGAGGAUGAAGCGAUCGAUGCAACAAAUGGUGCUUCAGCAACAGAGAAUUCUACAUCGGCAACAAAUGCAGCAGAGAUUCCUGCGCGUCGCAUUUUACGUCGACACGAAAAGCAUCCCAAUCAUGAACAUUCGCAGCGUAAUGAUCUGAAUGAUGAUUAUACGAAUUCACAGAUAACAACAUCGACGACGACAAAUAAAACUCAACCAUUAUCAAAGCCAUAUUUAGAACGCGUUAACAAUUAUGCUGAGACGCGCGCCAGAAUUUUCAAUGAUUCCAAUGAACAAUCGAACGCAUUAAUAACAAAUAAAAAUGCUAAAAUAAAUCAAAAGCAACAUUCGAAUUAUGCACGACCUUCGUACCGUAAACAGCAACAUCAGAAUAGUUCUCAUCAACAUCGUUCCUAUUCGUAUCAACAUUCACAACAAGCAACUAAUAAUCACAUACAACAGUAUCCAACGGGAAAAACUAUGGAUCCAUCUAGUCAUGUGCUCAAUGCCUCAGCAAAUAGAACUCCAUCUAUUUAUUCAACACAACAACCGCCGUCAAUAAAUUUAGGUAUGCCCCAGCCAUCCAUGUAUGCUACAAUGAUAGCAUCGAAUCCCAAUGCAGCAACAUUACGUCCACCAACUGGCACUUCGUUUUAUACUCAAUCACAGCAGCCACCUGUUGACUAUGAUUAUAAACAUCAGACAGGUGGAGCCCAUAUGUAUAGUUAUGUACCUAUGAUACCUCCGACAGCAUCUAAUUUUAUUCCUCAACAGCAACCACCUCCGCCUGGAGCAGGCGGCGUAGCAUCAAAUGGUCCGAAUCAAGUGCCAUCACAGCAUGCCCCUGGUAUACGAGUACCGAUCAUCUUUCAUCAACAACACGGUGGACAAAUACAAUAUUUGUUUCCUGCGCAUGCUUUGCAACAGCAACAACAGCAACAACCUCCACCAGCAAAUUCUUACCCAUUAACACCUGAUGGACAAUAUGUUCAGAUUUAUCGACCAGAUACAUUAUCUAUGCCAUCGGGCCCCCAAACAGUGCCACCGCCAUCAGUUGUUGACAGUAAUAAUUCCCAUCAUCAUCAAUUUUCUCAAAAUCAACCUUAUCAUCAUCUUCCUCCUCAUCAUCAAAUCUCUCAACAACAACAACAACAACAAUCGCAACAGCAGCCGCCGCCACCACCGCCGCAACAAGUUCCAUCAUCUCAGUCUAAUCCUGCACCGCAACCUCCACCUCCACCUUUUGUACGACUUUUCCCUCCAGGACAACCAGGUAAUAUGUCACAUUCAUUUGCUCAAACAACUUAUCCACCACCUCCACAAACAGCAUUUGUUCCGCCAGGAAACAUAUCAGCAACACCGUUUAUGAUUCCUCCACCGCAAUCGCAAACUGCAGGUGGUUUACAAUCUUAUCCAUCAUUUGAUAAUAAUAUCCCAUAUAAUGCAUAUGCUCCAACGACUACAACGGCAGGAAAGACUAAUGCUGCUAAUAACGGAACAGCAGUACAAUAUGCGACAAGUCAUCUAUCAACGCUAAACUUACAAGGUCAUCACGAUGAUUAUCAACCACGUUUUAUCAAUAAUCAACAAACGCGUUUUCCUCAUUCAAAUGGUUCAACAUUAAAUAAUCAACAAAGAAAUUUUAUAGGUCGACCUCUAGUUCAGUCACCAAACAGUACAACAGUUACACCACGCAUGGCUGUUUAUUCAACAUCAAAUCAACAAUAUCGUCCAAGCCGUCCAUAUAACAAUUCAACAACUGAUAAACAAUUAACAUCAAUCGAGAAUGAUCCGAAAACUUUAGUAUCCACACAGCAACAAACGAAUUCCGAUAAUAUUUCGCUGGCCGGUCCAGCACAGGGUAAGAAACGAGCUUUCUUCCUUACUUUCGAUCAUCAUUACAAAGGAAAAUAUGUACUUCUACACAUCGGGUUCUUGUCGUCUUAUUUUCUUGUUUUUCAUCUGACAACAUUCUGUAAUAAUCAACGACGAACGAUGCCGUUUUCUCAACGUUAUCUCGCUCGAAAGGUUAACAACAGUGUUCGAGCAAUAAAUAUGAGCGGAGAAAUGUCACUGGUUUUGCCACAUCUCUAUUUGGGUUCACUGAAAGAUCGAACGAACACAUCAUUAAUGAUGAAAAAUGAAAUAAAACGUGUUCUAUGUGUCAUUGAUCUUCCAGACAUCAUCAUUGAUAAAGGUGAAUAUAAACCAACACAUGUAAUGAAUAUACAAGCAGCUGAUGCCGAAGAACAAGAUCUUGCACAAUAUUUCGAGAAAUGUAUUGAAUUUAUCCAUCAGGCCAGAACCGACCACGAAAACAUCCUUGUACAUUGUCAAGCAGGUAUAUCGAGAAGUGCGACCAUAGUCUUAGCCUAUUUGAUGACAAUUGGCGAUUACGAUGUGGAAAAAGCUCUUCAGAUUGUCAAAGGUGCACGCGGUUUCAUUCAUCCAAAUCCGGGUUUUCUAUCACAAUUAAAACGAUAUCACAGCAAUGACGUUAAAAAGAAUUGGUACCGUUUAACACGACGUUAUCAAACUUAUUCGUUUGAUGACAAUGAUCAACAUUUUGUUAAAGGUUCCUUAGAUGUAUAUUGGCAACAAUUUGAACCAGCUUUUAUUGCUGAGCCGGUAUUUUGGCCAACACGCAAAGAAGAUUCAAAGGAAAUUUCGGGAGUUCCUUGCGAACGGAAAAUGAUCUGCUCAUCCCCAACACAAGGAAAUCUUCAAAAUAUUCGAUCUUCAACAACAUAUUUUCAAAAUAAUUCAUCAAGGACAACGCCUCGCACACGUACAUCUUCGCGACCAUUUUUAUCAACAACUCGUCAACGUUACACUACAAAAUCUGACUCACUGUCAGAUUUUGAUGCAUUUAGUGAUAAUUUAAAACGUGCGGCGUUAAUCUUAGCUGGUAUUGCACUCGGCCUUGGCGUUCUUCGCGUAUGUUUGAUGUUGUGCAAAUCUCGUUCUCCCAAUCAUACGUUUUCGAGUCGACAUUCAGCUACCGUUCGACCUGAUAUUGCCACAAUUGAGCAUCAUCAAUGUAAACCAGACUUACCACCAGAAUAUGCCGAAGCUAUAGCAAAUAGCGAACGUAGCAACGGUGGUAAAUUGCCAUCAUAUGAUGAAUUGCCACAUGAGCAAAUACAAGAACAAUAUGUAUAUAAUAAUGGUGGAUUUGUUUCAACCCAAAUCCAACGGAAUAUACCUACACUACCGUUGCCAUUUUUUUUCGGGCAUUUAAACACAAUAUGGAAUGUUUCAUCAUAUCAUCGUCAACUUACAAAUUGGACAGAACAAUAUGGAAAAAUUUAUGGGUUAUAUGAAGGAAAUAAUCCUCUGUUCAUAGUUAGUGAACCAGAUUUUCUGCAAGAAGGUUUUAUCAAACAAUUUACCAUUUUUCAUGCACAAAAGAAAACUGUAUUAGAUAAUAUGAGUCAUGAUAGUGUUUUUAGCUCAGUCAGUCUUGGUAAAAAUUGGUUAUACACAUCUGCUCAACUUCUACCUCAAAUUCUCAAUAUCCUUGCUAAUCUCUUUGACCUCAACAAUAGUGUACGUCUAUUUCUUAAUACUCGAAUUUUACCAUUGAUAUCAUUAAAAUUACAAGUGAGAGAAUUACCAAUGCCAUGGCUCACCAAUCGGUUACAUACUAUUGUUGAACAUCGUCAACAAAUAACUACUUCUCGAUUUGACCUUCUUCAACUUAUGUUUCAGGUAAUGAGCAAAGAACCGGUCAAAGACAUAGCAAAUGACAGUAAAGCAAACUAUCGGUUAACUGAAAAGGAAGUUACUGGUAAUAUCUUUGCUUUUAUGGCAGUAGGAUAUGAAACAACAGCGACUGCUUUAGCAUGUGCCACAUACGUAUUUGCUACACAUCCUGACAUUCUCGAAAAAAUUCAAGUAGAAAUUAGUCAACUGCUAUUGAGUACUGAUGACAGUGAUGAUGAAAUGAAGAAAUAUCCAGAUUAUGAUGUUGUGGCACAAAUGCAUUAUAUGGACAUGUUCAUUUCUGAAGUGUUAAGGAUGUAUCAUAUCGUUCCUAGAAUCAUUCAAAAACGUGCUACAGAAGAUACAAUUGUACAAGGAAUUAAGAUCGACAAAGAUUCUAUAAUUCAGACUGAUGUUUAUUCAAUUCAUUACGAUCUUGAAUUUUGGAGCCCGGAUGAUCCAUAUGUAUUUGUACUAGAACGGCACGAGAAAAAACACCAUCCAAUGGCUUAUUUAUCAUUUGGAGCAGGUCCACAGCAUUCUGUUGAUAUGCGUUUUGCAUGA